AUGCCGUCACCCGCCGCCGCCCCAUCCCGCUCCGUCUCACCUGCGCCCCUAAAACACCACCAACCUGAGCGCCGCAACAGGAAACGCCCGGCAUAUCACCCGCCUAGCCCCAGCCGGACCCCGCCGUCUCCGUCAGCAGCUGAAGCUGACGACUCGGACCGCGACUCGCUCUCCGAAACCGCUGUCGCUGAGCGCACGGCCAAAGCCUGCCUGGCCGCUCUGCUGCGCGGCUACUGCACCUACGCCAGCGCCCAUGACUGGAAUACCUGGAGCGAGAUCUUCGCCGAAGAUGCCGUCCUGAGCUUCGAGUAUUUCGGCAAGCUGAGCGGCCGCAAGGAGAUCUAUUGCGGCGCCAUGGGCAUGACUGGAUCCUGGUACACCAGUACCUUCUUCUCCGACGUCCAUUUGGAACUCGAUCCCCACCGACCCGAUGAACGCGCGACGGGCACGGCCAAUUUGUGGUAUCGAAGGCCAGACGAACCCCCUAAGGAGUCGAUGCUGAGCGCCAUGACCAUGGAAGUCGACACCAUCAAAGAAGACACAGACACCACCGUCAAUUGUGACUAUUGUGGACCUUAUGAAUUUGAGUUUGUGCGGACCGAUGGAGAAUGGAAGAUCAAAACCAUGUCAUUGAAGGUGCUGAGAGAUCACAGGGAAGGGGUGGAUAAGCUCUGCACCAGGUGUGACUGCAUCCCCUUAUCUACAUGCGGGACGCCGUGUCGUUGA
Lasiodiplodia theobromae is the source of this 726-nucleotide messenger RNA. RefSeq lists its product as uncharacterized. The transcript has a single exon. Lineage: Eukaryota; Fungi; Ascomycota; Dothideomycetes; Botryosphaeriales; Botryosphaeriaceae. The record is from RefSeq and is a predicted model, not a curated record. Bases 1 to 726 code for a protein of 241 amino acids.